AUGGAUACAACACCAACCCGAUCGCAAUAUCUUUAUGGACCGAACUCGUAUCCCUCAUAUUUGAACUACUCAUCAAAUAUGACAUCCAUACAAAUGAUUCCAGACGUUCAUAACGAUGUUAACAUUGGCGAAAACCAAUUCUCGUAUCAACAAAAUGGUGUUAAUAACGUUAUUAUUCAGCCCGUCUCUUCAAAUCAAAUUCCACAACCAAUUCAAUAUCAUCAAUUUUAUCCAUUACCUCAUUUACCUCCUACAUCCGAUUAUAUUCCUAAUAAUCAAGGAAAUAUCAACACAAUUGAACCCAAGACAUCGUAUGAAUUUAAAUUCUUUUAUAAACCACCAAAUGAUUUUCAAAUUUACGAUAUUUUUUGUAGAGAUAUAACAUUUGGACCAUAUAAUGAUGUUCAAUCAAAUAAUAAGUUUGUCUUCCCUUUUCAACAACCGGAUGAUAAGAAAAUUUAUCAAGUAACUUGUGAAUUGAUCCCACAUAUAUCUGUGGUUCAAUAUUUAAAUAAGAAUGUUCGCAAUAUCGAACUAAAUUUGAAUGAACAACCUUAUGUGAAGUUCUCUGAAGAACAUAAAAGAAACCUUCAAUUACACUUGGAAGAACUUCUAAUCAAAUAUCUAGCACCAAGCCAUAUGUGUAAUCAAAAUUUCAACUAUUAUGGAAAUUUUAUGUAG
Funneliformis mosseae is the source of this 681-nucleotide messenger RNA. Lineage: Eukaryota; Fungi; Glomeromycota; Glomeromycetes; Glomerales; Glomeraceae. The record is from the annotation of a GenBank genome assembly.